UAAUUUCAUCCGUGGAUUGUGGAAUGGCGGAGCUCAGAGCCUUGUUCCUGCUCUCACUGUGCCGUACAUUGUUAACUUCUGCUGGAUCCGCCUUGGACGUCUUUGCUCCCUCUUCCCGAAAAGCAGAGCUGGGAACUAAUGUCAUGAUACCUUGUACGUUCAAGGUGCACAGCAGUACAAUAAACCGUCAGUAUCUUGCUGUUUUGUGGAAAUUUCAGGGAACUGAAAUUGUAAAGUACGACAACAAGGGGCUUCACAUUCAGCCAAGGAUGCAUUUUGAUGAAAAGAACAUUGCAGAAGGAGCAGCUGAUUUAUACAUCCAUAAUAUCUCUGUCAGUGACAUUGGGAUCUAUAGGUGCACCAUAAUCUACAGCCAUGAUAUCAUUCACAAGGACAUUGAUCUGCUAGUUUAUGCUCGUCCGUCCAUCUCAGCCCUUGAGAAGAUUAAUGUGGGUGAUGAGCAGGAGAAGAUCUUGUGCUUGGUGACUGGGUUUUACCCUGAACGGAUCACUGUGCAGUUGAUAAAGGACGGGACAGUCAUGAGCGGCUCUGUUGUAUCCUCUCUUCACAAGAAUAAUGAUAAUACUUUCUCCAUCAAUAGCUCAGUGAUAUUACCAUCCACAGAGAAACCAAAAUCCCUCUCAUGUAAAGUCCAACACUAUUCUCUCAAGGCAGAUAUGCAACAAGACAUCCGGCUCGUGUAUAACGAAAAUGGAGGUGGAAACACUGGCCUGGGGGUGGGUGCGAUCUCUGGAGCAGUCAUAUUGAUCGUGCUAUUGAUCAUUGGCGCCGUUUUAUACAAGAAGAAAUCAGGACCCUCAGACGUUCUAGUAUCUAAAAUUCAUGGCACCAAAAUGAUCGACGGUGAGAGCACCACCCUGUAUUGUACUGCUUGUAACUGUUCCCAAGAGACCCGGGUAAAAUGGAUCAUCAAAAACAAAGACGGCGCAACCUGUGAGAUCACUGAGAACGAACUGGGAAAUAACGAGGAAGAGCAGCCGCUAAUGUCCAUGGAGUAUAAGACUUCAACAGAGAAGGUGGCCAGCCAAAAGAGGACAUCUCUUCAUGACAUUACUACCAAACUGACCUUUAUUUCUUCAGUAUCCAGACAUCUGGGGUCAACUGUGACCUGCAGGUUUAUUACUGACAAGAAGUCUGAAGAGAAAACCCAUGAGCUCAAAGACAUUUGUGCUAAACCUCAGUUCAGGGAGCCGGUACAAUUCACCAUUACCAGUCAAGGAGAUGUCCAGCUGGCAGCCAGUUUAGACAAAUUUUAUCCCCAACCAUUGCAGAUUACCUGGGCAUCUAAGAAAGGUCAGGCUCAUGAGAAAAUUCCAUCAGAAGAGGAAGUCAUGAAGAAUCCUGAUGCCACGUGUAACCUCACAAGUAAAUGUACAGUUUCUGGAGAACUUUUCAAAGAUCCGACAUAUAAAGUCACCGUUACUUGGAAACAUGAAUCCAUGGAUAACUCUCAAACCAAGGAGCUCUCUGCAAAAGAUUUUCCCUGGCGUCCCCAGAUUGGAGACUAUAUAGAAAGUGUUAGCCAGGAUGAUACGAUUAUUUUCAAGUGUUGUGUAUCAAAUUAUUUUCCUGAUGCAUUGACUGUGAAGUGGUUUGAGAAGGAGAAAGAUUGUCCAGAUUUAAUAGAAGUUACAGAAUCUGAGAAAUAUACAAUUCCAAAAAUGAUAUCAAACAGAACAGACAAGAAAACUUUCACUGCAAUGUCUCGUCUGUCUGUGAAGAAAUCACUAGUGACAGAUAAAGACGUGGGUCUAGUCUGCAGAGUGGAUCACCCCAGCUUGGAAAAACCAAUCGAGGCCAAGACUGCAUCAGUGCAGCCCAGAGACACCGGGGUCCAGGCGUUUUUUGUUAACAACAUCCAGGGACCCCAGAAGUGGUAUGGAGGGGAGAAGGUGAUCUUGUACUGUGCAGCUUCAUAUUGUACCGAGAACACCCAGGUGAUAUGGAUUGUGACGGGAAAAGAUGGGGCAGAACAUGAAAUAUGUGAGGAUUCUGGAGGUGUGAGGAAAGAUGGCGGUCAGUGUCCAGGCUACGUGGCUCAUAGAGAGAGGACGGACAUAUCUGAUAUACCAGGUCUCCUGGAUGUCACCAGUUGUCUCAGCUUCACACCUUAUGUUUCUAAACACAAAGAUAUCACAAUAAGCUGCAAAAUUACCUGUGACGGGAGAAGCAAGCAGAAGACUUUCCAGCGGAAACAGCUUUUUGCAAAGCCCAAAGUGUUAAAUCCUAUAAAAUUGUCCCUGACCGAUUCAGCUGAUGUUCUGUGUGCAUUGGACAUAGAGGAAUUUUAUCCUUCUGAUAUCCAGAUAAAAUGGAACCAUCAAGAAAAUCCGAGUCCAGAUAAAACAGUUAAGAAUGCAGGUGGCACUUACAACGUACAAAGCGAAUGUAAACUUCCCGGAAGCUUCUUCAAAGACCCACAAUUCACUGUGAAAGUUUCCUGGAAACAUGAGUCCAUGGAUGGCUGGGACUGGAGGCAGAUGUCUGCUGUGGAUAAAGAUUUUCCAUGGAAGCCAAAAUUACAAGAGAUUUCCAUUCCCAACCUUCUUGGUGGUAUCACAGCUAUACUGAAAUGUGAGGUGUCUAACGUAUUCCCUGAUGUAAUGAAUGUGAAGUGGCUGAAGAGGGAGAAGGACAGUCAAGAAUUAUUCCCGCUGGUUCUCAUUGACAAAUAUAGCAUUUCAGACAUUACACCAGAGCGGCAGACGGAUAACACACUCACAUAUAAAGCAUGCUUAAAGUUUACUCCAUCCAUCAUCGCGGACCAUGGAACAGAGUUCAUCUGCAGAGUGGAGCAUCCCAGUUUAGAGAAACCAGCAGAAAAGCGCACCGGACCCCUCUCUAUACAAGAUGUCAAGAGCUCAGCUCCACCUCAGGAUAAAAGUCAAACAGAUUCUGCUCCUCUGGAAGAAAGUCAAACAGAUUCUUCUCCUGAUGAUAGGGUGCAGGACUUGGCAUCCAUAAUACCACAGAAAAAUUACCAGCGACUUAUUGUUGGGGACAUCAGAGGAAGUGAUCAGUGGACGCAUAAGAAAAAGCUGUCUCUUCAGUGUCCAGUGUCUUAUUGUCCUGAGGAUGUUACAGUCGUGUGGACGGUGACUGAGGGGGACGGCAACGUCCAGGAAUUAUCCAGCUCUGCGGCACAGCCGCUCGGGAGGAGGGAGGCUCUGAAGACUUCUGUAUAA
Molecule: messenger RNA, 3206 nt
Organism: Bufo bufo (common toad)
Lineage: Eukaryota; Metazoa; Chordata; Amphibia; Anura; Bufonidae
Exons: 13
Coding region: 24-3206 (1060 amino acids)
Source: RefSeq, a predicted model, not a curated record